GUUUCUUCGUCACAUCUCCACGUCCAAGAGAUUCCGGUGUUAUUUGAAUGGAGAAAGUAGACCUCGGUGCGCUGAUGUGAUAAGGGCGGCGAUAAGCAAGAGUCCUUGGCCCCCUGUAAGCUUACCACUCCCACCUUCUGAAAAUCCUCCAACUGCCUAUUUUAGGUAAACCUCCCGAGUUCAUCUCAUUGCAAUCUUGUGCAUGACACAUAAUAACCAUGAGGACUACGAUUGGUCGAGGUCGAGGUUACUCUCCAGAAUGUAGUGGGAGAGGGAGCGACAAGAGAGUUCACCCCCUCAUCGGACUUGCUGCAAGGCUACGAUUGCACCUAGACCACGCCAGAUCUUCGAACAUAAUGAAUAACUGCUGUAUGUCAUCAUGAAACUCCUCCAAAAACUAUUAAUGGCCACAGAAUCGCGCAAUCCUGUGCUGCGCCCCCAUUAUUAAGUUUGAAACUCCUGUUUCUGACUGUAGCUAUUUAUCGCUCGCAGCCCCCAUUUAUCCUAGUUGGGUUACAUGGAAUGGCAUCCUUCCGGGCAGACUACUCUUCAGUGGAAGCUACAUAUAGAUUUAUAUAGGAAUUUCUUCAUGUCUGUCAUCAAAUCUUGACACUGUGCCACACAAGUUGUCAGCGGCGUAGAUUAUACCCCGCUUCAGCUAUAUUUCUCAAGAUGCGAAAUGAGUGAUUUCGUAAGAUCCUGACUGUGUGAAUCCCUAUCAUAAUUUUCCUUGGGAGCUUAAGGUGAGAGUUGUCGCACAAAGAAGUAUUCCUCACCGAUCUUGUCCUUGCGUUCUUUUCCCUUUUGGCCAACGACUUUACGAAUUUCGAUGCAGUCAGAUUCUUAAUGCUUGAUGAUAGAUACUUGAGUUGGGAAAAUGUUGAAUGAUCAUGAGGAGGGAACUUCACGAUUUCCUGAACUAUUGAGAGGCGAUUUUGACGAGAUUCAGUUGAGAGAAAUACCACCGACUCCAAUAGAAUCAAGCUUCGAUGUCGAAAGGAUACCGAGAACGAGAGCGAAUUCGGCAGUUUCCGAUGUCUCAGAAGUCUCAGCACUAUCAGUGGCAGAUUCGGAACAUCUUAUGAAAGUAGAUUCACCAUCGCGAAACGCUUCUAGAACUCGAGCACGGAGUCAUUCGAAUGAAUCACGAUAUUCAAUUUUCCCUGUUGAUUUACCAAGACGCAAGUCAACAGCAUCUAUCAAGACAACGAGAGCAUCUAGAGCACGAGCAGCUUCUUUGGCCGCUUCAGAAUGGUCGACUACGCUUGAUGUACCGGUACGCUCGGAGACCCGGGCAUCAAGAGCCGAAAGAGUCUCCAGCGCUUCAAGGGCUUCGAGUUCAAGCUCUGAUUCAAGGUCGAGAUCGCGUUCAAGGUCACCUUCUAGAUCGCCCUCCAGAUCGAGGGGAGACUCCAAUGCGGAUUCGGUUAACACGAUUAGUCUUGAAGUCCCUCCGAGAUCUGGCACCAUUUCUUCAAGACCUAGAGGGAUCUCUAAUUCAGAAUCUAUGAUCUCCACGCGGUCGUCAAUUAGUCAGGAUUGGGGAGAUCAUAGAAGUCUUUUAACGACCCAGCAUCCACCACCUGCUGUUCCUCAAAAUGACCUAAUGGCCCAAUUUGAAAACUUUGUAGAUGCUAUUGAUGAAGUACCCACAAGGAGGAUAACGCUGAAGCGAGUUGUAGCACCUGCGAAGAAGACGGUCAAGUGGAUGCAAUUAAAAAAACUUCUUCGAAAUCCUCUACGAAAAGAGUCGAACUUAUUCGAUGAGAAGACCAAUGAUUCUAAUAGAGCCAAAGUUCCACAAUGGAAAAGUCGAUGUUCCAUUGCAGCGGUACUCAUGGGUGUUGUGCUUGCUGUAUAUGUAGUCUUCAUCAUCUGGGCAUCGCAAAAAUCGACUGAUAACGUAAGUAUCAGGACGAUAGUUGAAGGAAGUUGCUCCACGGUCAACGCAACAAAUUUUGGCUUGCACGUACUGAUUAAUGUAUUGGGCAUGGCUGUGUCCAUUGCAAGUGCUUGUGCGCUCUAUUUUUUGAGUUCUCCGACGAGAAACGAGAUAGACGAAGCUCAUGCAAAAGGAAAUAGCUUCGAUAUUGGAGUGUUGAGUUUUCGAAACCUGAAGAGUUUCAAGAAGAAGGUUUUAUUUGGUCUCCUGAUAAUUUCUUCUUUGCCUAUUCAUUUUCUUGCAAAUUCCGCCGUAUUUGAAUCCAAAUUGGAAGUGAACUAUGACGUGGUUGUAGUUAGCCCGGAAUUUCUAGCCCAGUCGUCCGUAGACUGUUUGCAGGAUGUUGCAGCAACUUGCACAGAGAUCGAUGGUCACCCCAGAUCGUGUGAAACCCACCCCCUCAACUUUACUACAUCUCAGGAAUCAUCAGACCUUUGCAAUACCUCCACGGUCUUACAUGAAAGCGCAAAUCAAAACAAGCUUCAGCGCCUCAACACAACGGAAUGUCUCACGGCUUACUCAACUGCCUCGAAUCCAACUUCAAAUUAUGGAAAUCUAUUGGUUGUAACGCAAAAGCAGCCACUAUUUACGAAUAACACAAUCCUCCUUGCGUUCCAUCACAUGUCAUAUUCAUCUGUUCUCAGUGGUCAUGGAUGGACCUGUGGACCUGACGAUCCGUUGCCUGGACAGAAUACAUGCGAUAUCCCUAAUCUCAUCCUCAAUGCCGACAUUUGGACACUGGGACCUUUAAUGCUUCCAACCACCACUAACUCCACAUCGCUUGCAUCUUAUGAAAGAUGGGAUAUCGAUCAUUGCCUUGUCGAAACCUUGCCAGUCCAGCCUAUGUGCAGACUGCAAUGCAGUCGCUUAAUAAUAUUAUGUAUCAUCAUCGCACUCGCAGUCAAAUUCAUCUGCAUUCUAGUCGUAGCUACUACCAUGACCAAGCCAGUACUUUCGACAGUCAAAGAUGCUGUCACUUCAUUCCAUGACCGUACGGACAUGGUGACAUCAAAUAGAAAUUUCGUUCAUCGUAAUUCCGCAUGGAAGUCCAAAGAUGGUCUAUUGAUUCUAGAACCAGAGGUGGAGGGAAGGCCUAGGAAUUUACGAUGGUUUCAUGGAGCUAGUUUGCCGUUGUGGUCCACUACUCUGUUCUUAGGCGCCGUAUUCCUGGCUAUCCCCCUUGUUCUUCUCACCACCGCUACCGUCCCCAUCCCUCACCCAUAUUCCAUCGGUCUCGGAUGUUACUCGCCUCUCGCGAUAAUAAGCAUUUUUUCGUGGUCUAGCAAAUCCUUCGUUCCCCUCCCUGAAAUUACAAAUACGCAACUCUUUCCGACCGUUUUCCUCGCCAAUCUCCCUCAAUUGGCAAUUUCCGUUCUUCUUUUUCUUUUCGCACAAGUAUACACUCGUAUGCUAUCUGCAAACACAUUUUCAUGUCUUACAAAUCCUUCUCCGAGCUUAAAGUCCCGGAAAAUCAUGGGAUUUUCAUGCGCAUAUCUAUAUAUCUCUGCGCAAGCGGUUUUGGGAACGAUUCUUCACUUUCUUGCGUCUCAGGCAUUAUUUAUACACCAUGUUGAAGUUGUGGGGAGUGACGGGUUCAGGGAGUCUUUGGAGUACUUGGAUUUAGCUUACAGUCCCCUGGGUAUCUUGAUAUCUUUGGUGUUUGGUGGCAUUAUGCUUGGGACUUUGAUGGCAAGUGGCUUAUGGCGGUUGAGCGGGGGUCAAUUGGUUGGAAGUGGAAGUAUGGAGAUCGCAGCUGCUUGUAAAAAAUAAAUGAUGAAGAAAUGUGAAAAUGGGACUUGGGCAUCACGAUGGAGUUGUUUUUGUUAGAUAUGGAUGGAAUCGGAUGGAGUGCACGACGGUAUUGGUUCUACGACGUGGCAUGCGGCGCUUUGUAUAUGAUGAUACCAAUAUGUAUAUAUCUUCUAUUCAUGUAUAUA
Botrytis cinerea B05.10 is the source of this 3879-nucleotide messenger RNA. RefSeq lists its product as hypothetical. Lineage: Eukaryota; Fungi; Ascomycota; Leotiomycetes; Helotiales; Sclerotiniaceae. Bases 878 to 3712 code for a protein of 944 amino acids. The record is from RefSeq and is a predicted model, not a curated record. The transcript has 4 exons.